CCCAGUCCUUCUUUUGCCUCCAGAUUUCUUUGUAUCCUGCUUCUUUUGGCAGUGACCUUCCGCGUGAACGGCCCCAAUCACCCUGUCACAGCCCUGGUGGGCACGGAUGCGCUGCUCCCCUGUCACCUCUCCCCCAGUGUCAGUGCAGCAGAGAUGGAGGCGCUCUGGUUCCAGUUCAGGUACUCUGAAGUCGUCCAUCUCUACCGGGGCGGAAGAGAUCAGCCAGACAAGCAGAUUGCACAGUAUCGGGGCGGGACGGAGCUGCUGAAGGGCAAUAUCACAGAGGGGAAGGUCUCCUUGAGGAUACGCAACAUCACCCCUUCUGAUGAGGGGCAGUUUGUCUGCUUCUUUCGGUCACCUGCAUUUGAUGGAGAAGCUGUGCUGGAGUUGGAGGUGGCCGGCUUGGGCUCUGCUCCUCACCUCUCCGUCAGUGGCUAUCAAGAUGGAGGGAUCCAGGUGGUUUGUGAAUCGACCGGGUGGUACCCAGAGCCCAAGAUGCUGUGGAAGGAUGUUGGUGGGAAGCAGCUACCAUCAACACAGGACAAAAUACACCAGCAGGCUGAUGGGCUGUUUGCAGCGCACAGUGCCAUCGUGAUAACAGAAGCCACCAACCAAAAUGUGUCCUGUUCUGUCCACCACCCUCUCCUUGACCAAGAGAAAUCUGCACGGAUUAACAUUGCAGGUUCCUUGUUCCUGAGGACCUCUCCAUGGGUUGUGGCACUGAGUGUGAUCCUGGCUAUCGUGUGCAUUUUCCUCCUCUUGUCCACUUAUUACUCAUGGAAGCAACGCAGAGCAAAAGAGCACCUGCAAUCUGAACUUGAGAAAGAGAGAGUGCAAUCCUUGGCUGAUCUCGGCUGGAGUAAAGUCAAAGAAAAUGCAGCACAUGUGACUUUGGAUGCGGACACAGCUCACCCCAGCCUCUGCGUAGCACAGGGGCGGCGACACGUGCGAUGGAGUGGGCACCGGCAGGACCUGCCUGACAAUCCCGAGAGAUUUGACAGUGAAACCUGUGUGCUGGGCUCAGAG
Messenger RNA from Alligator sinensis (Chinese alligator), 1026 nucleotides. RefSeq names its product butyrophilin subfamily 1 member A1-like. Gene Ontology annotation, molecular function: signaling receptor binding. The transcript is spliced from 7 exons. Gene Ontology annotation, biological process: regulation of cytokine production; T cell receptor signaling pathway. NCBI's taxonomy places the organism in Eukaryota, Metazoa, Chordata, Crocodylia, Alligatoridae. The annotation marks the transcript as partial. Gene Ontology annotation, cellular component: external side of plasma membrane. The record is from RefSeq and is a predicted model, not a curated record.